CGCGCGCUCUUUUCCUUCGAGAGGGACCGUCUGCCUCCACGCCACGGCGAAGUGCCGUCACUGUCGCAUCUCGCAAUGCGAAGACGUCUGUAGUGCCAAUCGACUUCUUCGACACAUUUGUGGACUGUGCACUGCGUAGCGCUUACUGGAGGCCAAGGAUCACAGAGGUCCUCGCUACUUCGCGAGUGUAUACAAACGGUGAGGCCGAAGCGAGGAAACCGGGGUCGGAUGAUCGAAAUGGCCUCGAGCAAUCGAUGAACGCCAACUGUCGCCCACACUGUAGCGAAGAAAUGUAGACGAUCGAGCACCGGCUGAAAAAGCUCGCGGCGAGAGAACCGUCCCGCUCGCGGCAGGGGCCGUGACGUGAGCGUGCACCGAAUCCGCAGUCGCACAGGCAGUGUGAACGCGAGCAAAGACCAAUGCUGGACGUGUCCGACGUGGUGGGCCAGCUGGGCUGGUACCACCUAGCCGUGGGUGCGAUCACGGUGCUGCGUGCCUUUCCCACCUCGUGGACGCUGCUCAUUGCGCCUUUCAUCGUGCCGGACGUGGAUCACUGGUGCGCCAAGCCCGCCUGGUUGGCCACCAACUGGACGGACGAGCAGUGGAAGGAGAUCGCCAUACCCAUGACAGGUGUGGCGGUGGGCGCAAACAGCAGUGUUGCCAGCCCUCCAGGAGCGCCAAGAUUUGAGCGCUGCCGUCAUCGAGCUGUGUUUGAGAAUGACACUGUAGACCCCGAGACAUUGGUGGCAUGCGACGCGUGGACCUACAACGAAACGGUACCGGGAUCGUCCGCAGUCCCAGAGUGGGACCUUGUGUGUUCGCACGACUGGCAGCGAUCUUUGAUGCAGAGCGUUGUGUUCGCGGGAUCCUUGGUGGGAGCGCUGGCGCUGGGCCGUCUCUCAGACAUGUACGGUCGGCGCUUCAUCUUCUUCGUUUCCAACUUUGGUUUCAUUCUGUUCGCGUCCGUGUCCGCAGCGUCCCCUUCGGCGACCUGCUACAACAGCCUGCGCUUCAUCACUGCCAUUUGCGUCGCCGGAAUUCAGACGACAGCCGCAUCGCUAUUCACGGAAAUUGUCGAGCCACGUCAUCGUAACCUGCUCAACGUGGGCUUCUCGCUGGGAUUCACUCUGCCGACGCUGCUUCUGCCUGGAGUCGCGUACCUCGUGGGAAGCUGGAAGUAUCUACAACUUACCGCUGGCCUCAGCGGCUUAAUCCUCAUCCCGUUCAUCUUCAUUUUGCAGGAGUCUCCGCGAUGGCUGGUGUCCACCCACCGCGAGAAACAGGCUCGUGCGGCCAUACUCAAGAUACUGCGCAUCAACGGACGCCAGGUGCCCGACAUGGAGACCACCAUGCGAGAACUGGUGGAGAAGUCCAAGGCCGACGCCCAGCUCAGUUCCACUAGUCCCGUAGAGAUACUCAGGCACAGGAGGCUACUGCGUAACGCCAUCUUACUCUUCAUCGUAUGGUUCUGCGACAACCUGCUGCUGUUCGCCACGACGCUGUCAUCGGUUGACCUGGGUGGCAGCCGGUUCAUCAACUUCGCCCUUUCGGCGGCGGGCGAGAUCCCUGGAGGCCUGGUCAGCCUGCCCUUAGUGCGCUACUGUCGCCGCCGAAGGUCGCAGGCGGCGCUGCUGCUCCUCGCCGGUCUCGCCGCCAUACUCAUAUCGCUGCUGCCUCUCGAAAACCUGUGGCUCCGCCUUGGUCUAAACAUGACCUCCCGCUUUCUCCUGGUCAUUUCGGGCGCGAUCAAGUGGGUCUUCACCAUGGAGCUCUUCCCAACGGCGACGAGAAGCUUCGGGUUCGCUGCCUGCUUCACCAUGGGACGCAUUGGAGGAAUGGUGGCGCCCUUCAUGAGAGACCUGGGAAUCCACGUGCACACCAUUGCGCCCACCAUCGUGCUCAGCGGUGCCGGACUGUGUGGAGCCACUGCGGCCUGCUUCCUACCGGAAACUCUGGGAAAGCCACUGCCCGAUACUUUCGACGAGGCCAACAACCUCGGCCUGAGGCCGAAACGCAAGUCACGCCUUCGUGGAGACGUGGAUUCCAGUGGCACGGUUCCUCCCGGUAAAUAAAUAAGAUGGGGAGCCACCGACACAACGAAAGCGUACAGGCUAUCACACAAAAGAAAGAAGAAAAAAAAAAAGGCUUUGACUAAGCUGCCUUUGCCGGCAGUGGCUGCCUGUGUGUUGAAGCUGUUGAAAUGCCUGGCUUAACAUUAUUCCUUUGAUACAGGCAGAGUAACAAGAUAAACAGGAACGCAUUGUCACAAUCCUUACA
Molecule: messenger RNA, 2277 nt
Organism: Rhipicephalus sanguineus (brown dog tick)
Lineage: Eukaryota; Metazoa; Arthropoda; Arachnida; Ixodida; Ixodidae
Product: solute carrier family 22 member 6-A
Exons: 11
Coding region: 420-2072 (550 amino acids)
Biological process (GO): transmembrane transport
Cellular component (GO): membrane
Molecular function (GO): transmembrane transporter activity
Source: RefSeq, a predicted model, not a curated record